UUUAUAGUGGAGUGAAUUGUGGACAUUGGUAGUGACGUGUGUCAAGUAAAGUUCAUUUUAUGAAGCAACCGGUUUCAAAAUUUCAUAUUUAUUUGCAAACUAAAAAUUUUGCAAGUGACAUCAUUUUGUGUCAUCAUUUCAUUCAUUUCUUUUUUCUGAGCGGGAUUCUCAGGACGAGCGAGCGGUAGACGUCUCCGUCCGUUUGUGCGUGUAACUUGCUGCCAGCAAAAGAUGCCUUCUGCAGUAAGGUCUGAAUCAAGGGCCGGGAGGGAAAAUGGAGAGACGUCAAGUACAAAAAAGUUGAAACGGGAUCAUCACAGCAGGGUCAAGGAAGAGAUGGAGACACCCCCAGUUACACCCUCGCAAGUGUCUAGUGAUCAGUUGGAGAAAACUCAAGAGCUCGAUGUGACCAUGAUGGAUACAGAACAAUGGGUGGACACUGGUGAAGAUUUGCUACUUGAAACUGCCAACGGGCAUAGUGCAGAUUACGACGCCCCUUUGAUGUCGCCCAUUUUCGACGACAACAACAACAACGGAAAUAAGAAAAGUAAAAGGCGGAGACGUGCCUCGAAUCUUUCGACGGAUUCUUCUGCGGAACAAAAUAAUGGAUUGAAUUCAUCGAUGACCAAUGGAAAUCUGUCAUCUUCUGCGGAUCUUGAUAGUGGGAAGAGGGCCGGCAAUGGACGAAAAAGAAAACAAACUAUGACCCCACCACUCACCUUUGAGGACACUGAUGAAGACGAUACUUUGAAUGACGAUGACGAUUUUUUGGCUCCACCCACACCUCCCAGUAAGAAAAAACGACGAGGAGGACAUGGCAGUGAGGUCGGUUCGACUAAGCCAAAGCCUGCGUCAAGACUUAGAACUCGCACCAGGAGAAGGGUGUCGGAAGAAGAGGGAGCCACUACUUCAUGUUCCGGAAUUCUCAAAAGUAUAAAAAUGUACAAUUUUAUGUGUCACAAAGGAUUUUUCCAAGAAUGGCACCCGAACCUCAACUUUAUCACUGGUGAAAAUGGUUCUGGGAAAAGUGCGCUUCUUACCGGCUUGCUCAUCGGACUUGGAGCUAAGGCUACACUCACAUCAAGAACAAGAUCAACAACGAGCCUCAUUCAAAAAGGAAAAGACUCUGCCCGAACUGAAAUUACGCUUUUAAACAAUGGAGCACUGCCAUAUGAAAAAUACGGAGAUGAAGUGAUGAUUGAACGUACUCUGUCGAAGAAUGGAUCAUCCACUUAUCGGUUGAAAACCCAUGGAACGUUUCAUAAACUGAAGAGGCACGAGUUGGAUUUCAUUCUCCUCUCGCUUAAUAUACAGCUUGACAACCCGGUGGCUAUUCUUAAUCAAGAAGUGGCCAAAAACUUUUUGAGAACUAAAGAUCCAAAGGACAAGUAUAAAUUGUUCUACCAAGGAACACUUCUCUCAAAAUUGUUUGAGUUGAUGUCUGAUAGUAAAAAUGCGAUCGAAGUGAGUCGUAAAAAUCUCAUGUGUCAAAAGAACAUGCUCUACGACCUACGAACUGAGAUUCGUGAACUGGAAGCAAAAUUAAAAGAAGUGGCGAAUUUAUCAAACAUUCGCAUGAAGAACAAAGAACUCGGCAUCGAAUAUCUAUGGGCUGUUGUAAAAGACGAAGAGAAACAAAAGGAAAAAUUUCAUAAAGACGUGGAAGGACAUGAAGAAGCCAUUAGAAAACUUGUUAGUAAUUUGGAUGCAGCCAAGGAGAAAAAACGAACCUUACUCCAAGAAAUGGAUCCCGGGCAAGAUGGGACGGCUGAAAUUAAGAAGAAAAUCAAAGAGAAAGAAGCUGCACUCGAAAUUUCACGAAGAGAGCUCACCGAUGCUCAAAAAGUGAUUCAAAAAUGCAACGCUGGACUGAAAUUGAAUCGAGACACGGUUCGGAAGAGACAACGAAUGUUGAAGGAUGUAAGCGACAUGUUGGAAAAAAUCAAGUCGAAUACCGAAGCAGAUAAGGAACGGGCCAUUCGGGAAUAUGAAGAAAAUAAGACGAAACUUUUAGCUGAAAAGUUAAAAGUUAAUGAAGAAUUACUUUCGUUAAAAAGAGAUUGUGAACAAUUCUAUAAUGGAGUUUCUUCUGCCGGAGAUCAUGUAAAUAAUAUGAUGGAUGAAUUGCGCAAUUAUAACAAUAGUUAUGAGUCUAAAAAGAGACAACUGGAUGCUCUUCAAUCCAAGGGAUCCAAUAAAUAUGCUAUCUUUGGACGAAAUAUGGAAAUAUUGAUGGGAAAGAUCAAUUCAAAUAUCAGAAAGUUUUCUAAACCUCCACGUGGCCCAAUUGGGGCUCAUUUAACUGUCAAGGAUCCCAAAUUUACAGGACUUGCUGAACAUGUUUUAAAAUCAAAGAAUUUCCUUGUUACUUUUAUGGUUAAUAAUAGCGAUGACCUACUUUUGCUAAAAAAAUUAAUCCAAGAAUCCUACAACGGAGCCAGAAAUGACUAUGGAAGACCUAGCAUUUCUAAUGCAAUGCCGGCUAUUAAAGUCAAUACCUUUUCGGAUAGGAUGUAUGACCUUGGACGACGUGCAUCAACAUCAGCUCGUUCUAGUGAAGCUCCCAAUUUGCUGGAUCUUUUGGAAGUGGAUGAAAAUGAUUGUGUUAUUGUGAAUGGUUUGAUUGACUAUGUCGACGCCGAGUCUACUCUAAUGUUUGAAAAUAACCAGAAAGCUGCAACGACAAUGAAGGAUCCUUCAAAGUUCGCAAAAAACACUAAGCAUGGAUACACAUUGGAAGGGUACAGAUUUUUGCCGUAUCCAAAUUAUGCUGCUCAUUUCCAAAAUGCGCAAGUUGCUAGAGCUCAAUAUCUAAAAUCAAGUGCCAAAGCACAGAUUGAUGACUUAAAGGUUGCCCUACUGGAACUCAAAGAAAAGAUUAACGUACUAAAACCACUCUUGGACAAUAAACGUAAGGAGGAAGCAGAACUCAAGAGGCGACACGGGCUCAUGAUUGCUCAGCAAGAAAACAAGCGUCAAGUCCUUAGUAGAACGGAACGUAGUCUUAAAGAAAAUGAAACCAAGAAGUACAAAGAGCCAGAUUUGGCUUCUCAUGAAGAAGAGGUCCACGAAUUGAGGGGGCAAAUUGAACAAGUAGAACAGGAAAAUCAGGAACAUGAACAGCUCAUUGAAGCGACGAACAGGAAACUUGAGGCUCUCCAAAAUCAGAAAGAAGAAUUGCAGUUUUCUAUGAAUAAAUUACAAAAACAUAUUGACAAUAGUGUGACUGAACGUCAAAAGAAACAAGAAGAAAUACACAGCAUCGAACGGUUUGUCGAUCGACUCGAUGGGAAAAUUGCAGAUCUCCGACGAGCGAAAGAACCCACGAUGGAAAAUUUUGAGAAAUCCAAAUCUGAAUACGAAAGGAAAUUACAGCAAGCUCAAGAGGCAGGACCGCAAGUUCAGUGCAAGAGAUCCGCUAUGGACGUCAAGAGAGAGGUGGAAGCCCUCCGUAUUCGUAUAACUGCAAUGGAGAAGCAUAUUGGCGACGCCGAAAAGAUUAAGAAUGAUCAUCAUAAGAAGAAAACUGAAUUCCGUGUAAAAACUAAGGAAUUUCAGCCUAUUUGGAGAUGUUUCACGAUGCUGAAAGAUUUGAUCAAUUCACAAGUCACAUUUUUAUUCCGUAAAAGAAUGGGCAUAACGAACGGCCUCACUUUCAUGUAUGAAGGACUAGUCCAUCAGCGAGGAUACAAAGGACAAAUGAAAAUAGACCAUGACACAAAAGAACUUCACUAUUACAUUUGUCCUGACCAAUCGUCAUCCAACCGAACGAAUGAAGCCAUCGGUGAAAACGAUAAGCAGACAAAGAAAUCACUGAUCGAGUAUUCACUCGGGUUAUCUGGCGGUGAACGCUCCUUUUCUACAAUCUGCUUCAUCAUUUCACUUUGGCAAGUUAUGGAAUGUCCAUUCUACAUGUUGGAUGAAUUUGACGUCUUUAUGGACGCAUUUAAUCGUAAAACCAGCCAACAAGCAUUGAUUACUCAUGCAAAAAAUCAACCUACGCGUCAAUUCUUUCUCUUUUCACCGUUGGACCUAGUAGAAAUUCCUUCUCAAGACGAAGCCACUGUCAUUCGCUUACAACCUGCUCGUCCCGAUAAGAAAACCAGCAUGUCGCCAGAUAACGAAUCAGAGAAUGUGGAUCCAGCCCCACGUUCAUCACCCAUUACAAAUCGAAAAGGACCAGGACCACGGCCUCGUCGCACUUCUUUUACUGCAAUGAGUGAGAAGAACUCAUCAUCUUCUCGCUCUCGCCGUUGAAGCUGAUGCCAUUUAAAAACAACCUAAAUUUAGUUCCUUUCGAUCGCUUUAAAUUUUUGAACACUACUUGUGAUUUUUAAGCCGCUCAAAUAUAUAUAUGCAAUUAAUUAGAAUAGGAAAACUACGAUUGUAACCUUGUAAUUUAAUUUGAUUUUGAAUUUAAUUUUGAAUUAGUUAAUACCGCAAUUUAAAUUAAUUCGAGUACAAAAUUUUCGAUUUCAAACCUUUAAGAUAUUUUCACACUUGUCAAAGUACAAUUUUUUAUUUCCAAUCAAACUGCUCUCAUUUUUUUCUACACAAAUUGAGAAUUUCCCUUUGAGUACUUUUCUUAAAAUAAUAAAGACCAAAUUCUUAUGCAAACUA
This is a messenger RNA of Folsomia candida, 4620 nucleotides long. Its product is annotated as structural maintenance of chromosomes protein 6. Gene Ontology annotation, biological process: double-strand break repair via homologous recombination. Bases 232 to 4257 code for a protein of 1341 amino acids. NCBI's taxonomy places the organism in Eukaryota, Metazoa, Arthropoda, Collembola, Entomobryomorpha, Isotomidae. The record is from RefSeq and is a predicted model, not a curated record. Gene Ontology annotation, molecular function: single-stranded DNA binding; damaged DNA binding. Gene Ontology annotation, cellular component: site of double-strand break; nucleus; Smc5-Smc6 complex. The transcript has 16 exons.